This is a messenger RNA of Triticum dicoccoides, 1436 nucleotides long. RefSeq names its product tyrosine--tRNA ligase 1, cytoplasmic-like. Bases 775 to 1314 code for a protein of 179 amino acids. Gene Ontology annotation, cellular component: cytoplasm. Gene Ontology annotation, molecular function: ATP binding; tyrosine-tRNA ligase activity. NCBI's taxonomy places the organism in Eukaryota, Viridiplantae, Streptophyta, Magnoliopsida, Poales, Poaceae. The transcript has 4 exons. Gene Ontology annotation, biological process: tyrosyl-tRNA aminoacylation. The record is from RefSeq and is a predicted model, not a curated record.
UCCCUGUCAGCCAACAAGAAUCGUUUACAUUUUUCUGCACUGUAUUGGGAACAGUUUUAUCAUCCGAGGAUACAUACAAAGUACAAGUUGUGCUAUUCGAUAUCUUCUCUUUUUAUUCUGGAAUGCACCUUUCUGAUAUUCUUUUUUAUUCUUAUUUGUUGCAUACCUUAUUUAUUAGAAGGUCUAAUUGCAAGUAUUUUCAAGGUCUAAUUGUUACGCAAGAUUUUCUUUGCAGUGUGCAUGAAUUUCAUAGAAUAGUUUUAUUCCAAGUACAGAAGAAAUUGAAUCUUUCUUGCAUGACCUAUGUUUUUAUCUAUGAGUGACCGUAGUUGAAUAUGUGUUGAAUUGUUCAAAUUUGUUGUCCUUUUGUAUCUUCCAGUCUUGUCAUACAUUGUAUCUUCCUUUUUCAUGACCCAAAAAUAGCUGAGAAAGCAUGACAUGCCAUAAUUUGUUUUCCAUCCUAGGCUCAUUUCCAGGCCUGCUAUUAUUCUAUUUGUCCUUAUUAAACUGUAUCCUUUUUGUGGGCUCUCCUCUCCUUAAUCAACUACCUGUUGAGGAUGUUUAAAAAAGACACUGCCAAUAGCAGAUCACUCUAUUGUUGCCCCUCUUCCACCAACAAUUCACUACGAUAAUGUAUUUCCAAUGUCAUUUUUGUACGGGGUUUCUUAAUCCUGUUUCGGGUCAAUUGCUUGAUUCAGGCAGAUCAUGGAGGAGGACGCCUCGGGCUCGCUGUGUUGCCAUCAUCGGGACGAGUGGAGGCUGCUGCUUGCGUAGAUGCUUCCAGGAGGAGCGCUAGAGCGCAUUGUCGCCAUCGAUAGGAGGAACACCAGAUGGAAAUCAAGCCAAGGGAAUCCCGUGAGUCUGGGUCCUGGCCGGAAGCGCCGGAUGUGUUGCUGCAGUUGUUGGUGUUGUGUGUUUAUGGGCCGCGCUGACAGUGAGGACCUGACUGCUGCACAAAUCUUCUAUCCUUGCAUGCAAUGUACUGAUAUGUUUUUCCUGAAGGCGGGCAUAUGCCAGUUGGGCAUGGAGCAAAGAAAGGUAAACAUGUUAGUGAGGGAAUACUGCGUUGACAUCAAAAGGAAGAACAAACCAAUUAUUCUCUCACAUUGUAUCCUGAUCUGCCCUGCUACAAUAUGUCUUUUUCUAUAUUGUGUUUUUCUUCUUACUAUCGCUGAUAUAUGUGUCUCAUUGAUUAUGGUAUUAGACUUCCAAGAUAGUGGUUCAUUGCCAGUCUGUACAAAAACACAAAAUAGUGGCUCAUGUGAGGUGUAUCUGAGACUAAGGGUUAAUUUAAUUCUCAAGUUAUAUGCAUGAUGCGCAAGUCCAUCUCAAUCAGCCCAUCCAAAAAUGGAACAGAACUAAAAAUUCUAUAGAAAAUCUCAUGUUUAUUUUAGUCUUGGAGUUUAAUUUACCAGAUUUCAAACUGAGCGCUUUUU